AUGUUCAAGUGCAUCCGUAGUUGCGCUAGUAGUGAAACUUGUCGACGCACUACUACUACUUCAUAUAGGAUUUCUUUGAUCUCCUCUUCUCAUCCUUGCACGAGUUCUUUUGGAUGGAAAUAUGAAAAGCCUUUGAAGAGAUUGCAUAAAGCCUUUUUGUAUUCCAAUAAUAGGUCAUGGAUCAAUGAGAGAGAUCAUUCAUCUUAUGGACAUUAUUCUCAAUCGGUAACAACUCGAUCAAAACAGGAGCAGCACCAUCAUGAAAAACCUGUUCUUAUUACCGCUGCUCUCACCGGAGAUGUUCCUUCUAAAAACAGACAUAUGCGUGUACCACUCACUCCAGAAGAAAUUAUUCAAGACACCUGCGAGGUGUUUGAGGCUGGUGCUCGGAUGAUUCAUGUUCAUGUUCGUGAUGAUGAAGGAAAGCCAACCUACAAGUAUGAAUAUUAUGAAAGAGUAUUAGAAGGAGUUCGUAAGAAUUGUCCAGAGAUGAUUGUACAAUUUAGCACUGGCAAUUAUGCUCCAAAUGUUGAAGAACGAGUGAAAUGUUUUCAAUUAGAACAAAAACCUGAUAUGGGUAGUUGGACACCUGGAUCUACAAAUUUUUUACCUGCACGUAAAGGAAGUGAUAUUUAUUGGAAUACCAAUGAAGAUGUGGAAGAAAUACUUAAGGUUAUGAAAGAAAAUGGAAUUAGACCUGAUGUAGCAAUUUUUGAUGCCUCUAUGCUUUAUAGAACACACAUGUUAAUGAAAUUAGGAUGGAUAACAGCUCCUGUUCGAUUAAUGUUUGUUUUUGGUGGUUAUAUGGCUCUUCCUCCAAGGGAAUCUUUAAUCAAAUUCUUCGUUUCUGAAUGUGACGAAUUAUUUGGCAGAGAAAAUUACACUUGGUGUGGAGUUGGAAUUGGAUGGAAUCAUUCACAACUACAACGAAUGACCUUACUGAAUGGAGGACAUCCCAGAACUGGUUUUGAAGAUUCGUUUCUCAUUAAGAGAAGAGUGAUUGCAAAGAGUAACAAACAGCUGGUUCAACAUUUAGCUGAAAUUUGUGAAGAAUUUGAAAGACCAAUCGCAACUCCCCAACAAGCACGUGAAAUUCUUGGGUUGAAUGUUGCGAUUGACACAAACAUUGAAGGGUUGAUAUUGCCCACCAAAGCUAGUGGUGUUUUUGGUUGGUCGCAAGAAAAUUCUAAUGAUCUCUAUGUGAGAAAUGAAAAAGAAAGUCCAAACAAAUAUGUAAUUUAA
This is a messenger RNA of Naegleria fowleri, 1242 nucleotides long. RefSeq lists its product as uncharacterized. The record is from RefSeq and is a predicted model, not a curated record. Lineage: Eukaryota; Heterolobosea; Eutetramitea; Acrasida; Naegleriidae. Gene Ontology annotation, molecular function: 3-keto-5-aminohexanoate cleavage activity. The transcript has 2 exons. Bases 1 to 1242 code for a protein of 413 amino acids.